Hypomesus transpacificus is the source of this 5828-nucleotide messenger RNA. RefSeq names its product nebulin-like. The record is from RefSeq and is a predicted model, not a curated record. Lineage: Eukaryota; Metazoa; Chordata; Actinopteri; Osmeriformes; Osmeridae. Gene Ontology annotation, molecular function: actin filament binding. Gene Ontology annotation, cellular component: Z disc. Gene Ontology annotation, biological process: cardiac muscle thin filament assembly; chromosome organization.
UAUUCUUCUUAUUGCUUAUCCUCUUAAUAAAUUGAAUUAAAUUGCCAGAACUGUAUUAACAGUCCAGUUUAUUACUUAUGUUCAGAUAUCAGGAUAUUAAAGGCAAAAAUCAGAGUUUCUAUUGUCAACUUUGAAUUCCUUAUCUCAAUUCUAUGACAGCUGAGGAGAAGCUCGAGGGUGUCAACAUAGUUCAGUUACAACAUAUUUUGUCCAUCACGACUUUUGGUCUUGUCAAAUACAGAAUGUGUAUUUCAGCUGUUCCCCAACUGUCAAAGUGUCUCUGCUCAAAAAGAUAAAGAAUUCGUUCCUUAUUCUAAAUUUGGAGAAACAACCUGGAACUGAUGGCGAUUUAACCCUGCCUUAUUUGGUCAACACUUGCUGUCGGACCGCCACUGGGUGAAGUAGAACACACCCCAUAUAUUAUAAGGGGAAGCUGACGGAUGGAAGGAACCUCAAUAUCAAGCAUUUCCUAGCUCUGUCUCAGCUCAUAUUCUUUCUGCCUACGAUUACAAAGAAAGCAACGACUUCAACAUUUUUUUAAGCUGAGAGGCUACCGUGUCAAGGUGGAUGACCAGAAGUUCACUGCUCCUAUCGAUAGAAUGGACUUUGUCCGUGCCAAGAAUGCUGCUGAAGUCCUUAACGAGGCUAAGUACCGGGAGACCUGGCACAAGGACAAGACCAAGUACUCCUUGAAGGACACCCCAAUCCUGGUCACAGCCAGAGAGGUGGCCAAGAACAUGCAUCCGAAAUUGUACACCAAGGACUGGGACAAGGUCAAGUCCACUGGAUAUUUCAUGCCUGGAGAUGCAGUUCCCAUCAAGCAGUGUAUCCAUAAUAACAGAGUGCAGAGUGACCACAAGUACAAGACAGGUUACCGCAAGCAAGUUGGCCAUCACAUUGGUGCCCUCAGCGUCCAGGAUGACCCUCUGCUCGUGCUGGCUCUGAACUCAGCCAGGAUUGCUAGUGAUGCCCUCUAUAAGAAGGACUUCAACAAGUCCAAGACUAAGUUCAACCUUCCAGUGGACAUGAUGGCCUUUGAGCUGGCCAAGAAGAACCAGAUCCAGGUCAACCAUGCCAACUACAUCACCCGCCUGCACAACUGGACCUGUCUUCCAGAUUCCAGUGAUGUUGUACAUGCCAGACAGGUGUACGACAUACAGAGUGACGCCAUGUACAAAGCAGAUCUUAAGUGGCUCAAAGGACUUGGCUGGGUCCCUAUUGGUUCAAUUGAUGUGGAGAAAGCCAAGAAGGCUGGAGAAAUCCUGAGUGAAACGAAGUAUCGCCAGCACCCCAGCACUGUGCCUUUUACAAGUCCUAUUGAUGCCAUGAACAUUGUCCUGGCAAAUAAUUGCCUAACCAUGAACAAGAAAAUGGACAUAGAGGCAUGGGAGGCAGAUAAGGUGAAGCUGCACAUCAAUCCUGACACUCCUGAGAUUGUGCUGGGCAAGCAGAACUCUAUCACCAUGAGCAAUAGGCAGUAUAGACAAGGUUUUGAAGACGCCAUCAAGAAGGGAUAUUACCUUCCUGGUGACGCCAUCUCUGUCAAGGCUGCCAAACUUGGUAGAGAAAUCAUCAGUGAUUACAAGUACAAGACAGGUUACCGCAAGCAAGUUGGCCAUCACAUUGGCGCCCUCUGCGUCCAGGAUGACCCUCUGCUCAUGCUGGCUCUGAACUCAGCCAGGAUUGCUAGUGAUGCCCUCUAUAAGAAGGACUUCAACAAGUCCAAGACUAAGUUCAACCUUCCAGUGGACAUGAUGGCCUUUGAGCUGGCCAAGAAGAACCAGAUACAAGUUAACGAUGCCCACUACAGAACUCGCCUGCACAACUGGACCUGUCUGCCAGAUUCCAGUGAUGUAGUUCACGCCCGGAAGGUGUAUGAUCUGCACAGUGAUGCUGUCUACAAGGCAGACAUGGAGUUUACAAGGGGUUUGGGAUGGGUCCCUAUCGGGUCUCUGGACGUGUUGAAGGCGAAGAAAGCUGGCGAGAUUUUGAGUGAUCGCCUUUACAAGCAGAAACCAGAUGCACUUAAAUUCACCACUGACAUGCUGUCUAUGCCCAUGGCUUUGGCCAAGGCCAAUGCUGAUAUCAUUAACAAGCAACAAUACUUGGCUGCUUGGGAGAAAGACAAGAUCCAAAUUCAUAUGACCCCGGAUAUACCUGAAAUUGUGCUGUCAAAGGCCAAUGCAAUCAACAUGAGCAGGAAACUGUACAGGCAAGGAAUGGAGGACUCCUUCCGCAAGCCUAUUGACAUCAAAUCAGAUUGCAUCGCAGUCAAAGCUGCCAAGCAUGGUAGAGAGAUCAUCAGUGAUUACAAGUACAAGGCAGCUUACCGCAAGCAAGUUGGCCAUCACAUUGGUGCCCUCAACGUCCAGGGUGACCCUCUGCUCAUGCUGGCUCUGAACUCCGCCAAGAAUGCUAGUGAUGCCCUGUACAAGAAGGACUUCAACAAGUCCAAGACCAAGUUCCACCUUCCAGUGGACAUGCUGUCCAUUGAGUUGGCCAAGAAAUGCCAGGUCCAAGUAAGAACUACAGAACCAAACUACAGAACUCGCCUGCACAACUGGACCUGUCUACCAGACUCUAGUGAUGUUGUCCAAGCCAGGAAGGUGUAUGACAUCCGUAGUGAUUCCGUGUACAAGGCUGAUCUUGAGUGGUUGAGGGGCACAGGCUGGGUUCCUAUUGGCUUAGUGGAUGUGGAGAAGGUAAAGAAGGCAUCAGCAAUCCUAAGCGAAAGGAAGUAUCGCCAGCCCCCCAGCAACUUCAAGUUCACUGCCAAAACCGAUGGCAUACCAUAUGCCUUAGCUCAAGCCAAUGCACAAAUAAUAAACAAGAAAGCAUAUGUAGAAGCCUGGGAAAAGAACAAAGUCAACAUCCACAUUAUGCCUGACACACCAGAGAUCCUUUUGGGCCAGCAGAACAAACUUAACACAAGUCUGAAAUAUUAUCGUCAAGGAUUUGAAGAUACCAUCAAAAAAGGCUACUACUUGCCAAAGGAUGCCAUCUCCAUCAAAGCUGCCAAGUCUGGCAGGGAUAUCAUCAGUGAUUAUAAGUACAAGGCCGGCUUCCGUAAGCAAUGUGGACACCAUAUUGGAGCCUUAAGUGUUCAGGAUGACCCUCUCCUCGUGCUGGCAGCAAAUGCAGCCAAGAUCUUCAGUGAUAAUGUCUACAAAGCAGACUUCCACAAGACCAAAACCAAGUUUAACCUUCCUGCUGACAUGUUGGCUUUCGAGCUGGCUAAAAAGAACCAGAUCCAAGUCAACGACGCAAACUACAGAACUCGCCUGCACAACUGGACCUGUCUGCCAGACUCCAGUGAUGUUGUCCAAGCCAGGAAGGUGUAUGAUAUCCGCAGUGAUGCAGUGUACAAGGCCGAUCUCGAGUGGCUGAGAGGGUGCGGCUGGAUGCCUCAGGGCUCCGUGGAUGUCGUCAAGGCUAAGCAUGCCCAGACCAUCCUCAAUGACCGGCUGUAUCGCCAGCCACCCAGCUCUGUCAAGUUCACCAGCGUGGCUGACCUCCCCGCCAUUGUCCUCUCCAAGCAGAAUGCUGACACCAUUAGUGAUAGGAAAUACCAUGAGGUUUGGGAGAAAGACAAAACUUCCAUUCAUCUCCCAGUUGACAUACCUUCAAAUGUGUUGUCCAAGGCCAAUGCUAUCAGUAUCAGCGAUAAACUGUACACAAAAGACUGGGAUAACCAGAAGGCCAAGGGCUACCACAUUAAGGAGGACGCCAUCGCUGUCCUGAAGGCCAAAAAAUCCAGAGACAUCAUCAGUGACUACAAAUACAAGUCAGGUUACCGCAAGUGAGUUGGACAUCACAUUGGUGCCCUCAGUGUUCGUGAUGAUCCUCUAAUCAUGCUGGCUCUAAACUCAGCAAGGAUUGCUAGUGAUGCCCUGUAUAAGAAGGACUUCAACAAGUCCAAGACCAAGUUCCACCUCCCAGUGGACAUGCUGACCAUUGAGUUGGCCAAGAAAUGCCAGGUCCAAGUCAACGACUUCAACUACAGAACUCACCUGCACAACUGGACCUGUCUACCAGACUCCACCGACGUAGUCCAGGCCAGGAAAGCUUACGACCUUCAGAGCGAUGCUGUGUACAAGGCUGAUAUGGAGUGGCUUCGUGGAUGUGGCUGGGUUCCACAUAUGUGUUUGGAUGUUUUAAAGGUUAAGAAUGCCCAGAAGAUCCUGGCUGAUAGAGGCUACCGUGUCAAGGUGGAUGACCAGAAGUUCACUGCUCCUAUCGAUAGAAUGGACUUUGUCCGUGCCAAGAAUGCUGCUGAAGUCCUUAACGAGGCUAAGUACCGGGAGAACUGGCACAAGGACAAGACCAAGUACUCCUUGAAGGACACCCCAAUCCUGGUCACAGCCAGAGAGGUGGCCAAGAACAUGCAUCCGGCUAGCAGAGGACAGAGUGCCGACCUCAUUCUAGUGGAUGAAGUAAGCUUUGUGAAUUCCAAGGUGCUGAUGGCUGUAAUACCGCACAUAGCAUACAGAGGACGAAAACAAGUGCACAUCACAAGUCAUGUCAACAACACACCGUGGCUCAACAAAGUGGUGGAUAUCCGUAGGGAGGACGGAGAACCCGCUUACCACGUAGUGUCACAGGGCUUCAAGUGUAGGUAUCACGAGAAGGACCCAGGUCUAACAUGCUCCUGUCUUGGAGUAUACUGUCCCAAUCAUAUAACAGUAGACAACCACCUGAAGCAACUAAUGAACAUGAUAACACCAAGGGGAUUCGAGAGUGAAGUCACAGGCAGCAGCAGUACAUCGUCUGCCGACACAAAGACCGACAGGACCACCCCCUUUGAGCCAUCGAUCAUAAACAAAUUCCUGUCGAAUAACAGCUACACUCUGGAAUACAUGACUCGGGCCUCCGUGGAGAGAGUUUACAUCUGCCUCGACCCGACCUUUGGAGGGGGUUCCAGGUCCUGUGCGGGGGUCUGCUGUGCUGUGGAAUUGAAAGGUGGCAAUCUAGUGGUUAUGGGCUUGGAGGAAUUGGAGAUACGCGAUUUGGAUCAAGUUACUAGAGUCUACGCUGCUCUGCUAAGCGGUCACAUUAGAUUACUGAAACUCAUGAUGCCGAGAGUGAUAUGGAAAGGAUUACCCGCCGUGAUGGUAGUUGAACGAAAUACCUACGUCAACGCCUCAUUCGAGGUCAAAUGUCUGAUGGAGCAGUCACUCGUGCGAUCCGGUUUCAAAUUACAGUUCUAUAAGAAGUGGUCACCAGACAACAAUAAGUUCAUGUUAGGGAAGUACGUUGGUGCCAAUACCAAACUUGCUAUGGUUCACAGUACAGUCUCUGCAAUAACUAGACAAACUCUGUAUUACUGCGACACCGUAAUGUCCUUGGGAUGGGCAGUGAUACACGAGGCUACCAAGAAAGCUCGGAUGCUCGAGUCUACAAUUGGAACUUCCAAGGGUAACGGUUCUAGCAACAAGAUGGGUUCCAAAAGGGAAAUAUUCAUGUACAGGCGUUCACGAAAAGGCGUCAACCUCGCCACUGAUGUAACGGCGAGUGUAUUGGAGACGUGUGACAUUAUGUAUUUACCAGAUAAUAGGCUCACUGACCAGCUACAUGCCCAGCAAGGAAAACUUUUAUUGGGGAAAUUGAGAGAAGAAAUGUCAAUGGUCACCAUCACAGAGUCGACAAAAUCUACUACGGUGACGACAGGGGGUAAAAGGUCUGUGAACGGAGAAUACACCAGAGACGACCUGUUGUCAGCAUUCUUACUUCUGUGUCACACCAGAGAUGAGAUAUCCAGCGGUGACCCGUUCAUUAAAUUAUGUGGCGAGGUAUAUGACGUGACAGUAAAGUGACAUCUAUAUAGUUUU